Molecule: messenger RNA, 2172 nt
Organism: Equus quagga
Lineage: Eukaryota; Metazoa; Chordata; Mammalia; Perissodactyla; Equidae
Gene: PPP4R3C
Product: protein phosphatase 4 regulatory subunit 3C
Exons: 2
Coding region: 1-2172 (723 amino acids)
Biological process (GO): protein dephosphorylation; DNA damage response
Cellular component (GO): protein phosphatase 4 complex; nucleoplasm
Molecular function (GO): protein phosphatase activator activity
Source: RefSeq, a predicted model, not a curated record
AUGGAAGACAAAGGGCACCUUGUAAAGGUCUAUAUGCUUAAUGAAGACCAAGAGUGGGACAAUAUAGGCAUCGGCUACGUCUCGUUCACUUAUGUGGAGCAGUUCGAGGGCGUGGCCAUGCUGGUUCGAUCUGAGUCGGACGACUCUGUGAUCUUGGAGACAAAGAUAAAUCCAAACGAGCCCUAUCAGAAACAGCAAGGGACUUUAAUUGUCUGGACUCAUUCUGACAACCGUGAUAUGGCGUUAAGUUUCCAGGACGAAGGAAGUUGCCACGAGAUCUGGGAAGCCAUUUGCCGGCUUCAAGGAAACCCGACCAUCGAAAUCACACAGGACCUGUUGGAAGGACUCGGAGAGGAACCACCCGACGAAAUGCUAGAUCCCGGGAGUCUCAUCGACCUGCCGAACUGUGAGCUCAAUACGCUUGAACAGAUUUCUGCCUUAGUUACCUCGGUUCUCACCUCGCCUAGACGUGAGGAAAGUCUGGCUGUGCUCUUGGAAAAUGAGGACUAUAUUAAAAAGCUACUGCAGCUGUUCCACAUUUGUGAGAACCUGCGGGAUAUGGAAGGCUUGCACUAUUUGCAUAAAAUUAUUAAAGGAAUCUUAUUCCUCAACAAGACCUCUCUGCUUGAGGUCCUUUUUUCGGAAGAGUGUAUCAUGGAUGUGGUGGGAUGCCUUGAAUACGAUCCUGCUUUGGCUCAGCCGCAAAGGCAUCGGGAAUUCCUGACCCAACAUGCAAAGUUCAAGGAAGUUGUACCAAUAACUGACUCUGAACUUAGGCAAAAAAUACAUCAGACGUACAGGGCACAGUACAUUUACGACAUCGUUUUGCCUGUGCCAUCCCCGUUUGAAGAGAAUGUUCUUUCCACUGUUAUAGCUUUUAUUUUCUUCAACAAGGUUGAGAUAGUCAGCAUGCUGCAGGAAGAUGACAAAUUUUUGUCUGACGUUUUUGCACAGCUAAGAGAUAAGACUAUCAAUGAUGACAGACGACGCGAAUUGGUAUUCUUUUUCAAGGAAUUCUGUGAAUUUUCUCAGAGUUUACAGCCUGAAAGCAAGGAUGCACUAUUCACGACACUGACAGAAUUGGGAAUUCUUCCUGCUCUUAAAAUUGUAAUGAGCGUGGAUGAUUUGCAAAUAAGGUCAGCUGCUACUGAUAUAUUCACUUAUCUGUUGGAGCACAGUCCAUCCAUGAUCCAAGAAUUUAUAAUGGAGGAAGCCCAGCAGAGUGAAGAUGAUAACCUUUUCAUCAAUUUAGUAAUUGGACAAAUGGUCUCUGAUCCUGAUCCUGAGCUAGGAGGUGCUGUUCGUUCAGUGGAACUUCUUCGUGCUCUACUUAAUCCAGACAACAUGCUGGGGACACCUGGUAAAUGUGAAAGAAGUGAAUUUCUAAAUUUCUUCUAUAAGCACUGUAUGCAUAACUUCAUAGCACCACUUUUGGCCGCCACUUCAGAAGAGAUUUGUGAAAAAAAGAAUAUAGCUGGAUCUGACAAAAGCAACAAAUAUUGCUUGUCUGCUGUUCGCUUUAUGAGAAGCAUGGUUGGCCUCAAAGAUGAAUUUUAUAAUGAUUACAUCAUCAAGGGAAAUUUAUUUCAGCCGGUUGUAAAUGUCUUUCUGGAUAAUGGAAAUCGGUACAAUAUGUUGAAUUCAGCAGUUAUUGAACUGUUCGAAUACAUAAGAGUGGAAAAUAUCAAGCCUCUUGUUGCACAUAUAGUUGAAAAGUUUUACAAGGCAUUUGAAUCGAUUGAAUAUGUUCAGACAUUCAAAGGAUUGAAGAUUAACUAUGAAAAAGAGAAAGACCAGCAGAGUCAAAUACAGAAGAAUUUACUUUCCACGCUGUUUCAUAAAGUGUUUCACAGCAGUAGCAAAGUCCUGGAGGAGAAGGAAGAAAUGCGUUUUAAAGAAAGUAUAGAGGAAGAAGAAGCAGUUAGGCCACCGUUGGAAGAUGAUUUUGAAGAUCCUUAUGAUAAGUUUGUGGAGACGACAAACCCAAAAGAAAAUGAAGACAAGGUAGAUCUUCCGAAAAGAACGUCUUCUGGCAACUUCAAGUUUACUUCAUCCCAUUCUGCGAGUAUCCCAAGCAGUAGCAGCAUGAUCCGCUUAGUGGAUUAUCCAGAUGAUGAUGAAGAAGAUACGGAAGAGGAUACACCUCCUGGGAAAAGACCACAUCUUAGCUAG